AUAACAUUCAUUAUUCUAUUUUUGUCAACUAAACAUUCGGUAUUUUAAUCAGUUUUCGUUUUAUCUAGACCCAUCGAAAUUACUGCAAACAAAAUAAAUUUGUAUUAUUAUCAUGAGAGGCUACUUUAGUAUUAAAAAUAUGUUAAUAUGACUCUUUUAAAAUUAUAUAUAAAUAAAACUGGCGAAAGAUUAAUUAUUUAGUAUUUUGAAAAAUAAGGAUUUUUCAAAAUGAAGAUAGCCAUAUGCAUUGCUUUUCUGUUGUCAGCUGCCCUAGCAGCCAACGUUAAAAUAAAUCCCCUCUCAGAUGAUUUCAUCAAUCACAUCAACAGCCAACAAAAUCACUGGAAAGCUGGGAAAAAUUUCGACGAAACCAUUCCUAUUAGCGAAUUUAAAAAACUUAUGGGUGUUCGUGAGGCCAUUUCAAAAUCAAGACGAACACCUACUGUUCACAGUAAAGACAUAGAAAUUCCUGAGUCGUUUGAUGCACGUACCAAUUGGCCAGAAUGCUCUAAAGUUAUUGGCGAAAUUGUUGAUCAAUCUGCUUGUGGUUCUUGUUGGGCUGUAUCAACAACUUCUGCUAUCAGCGACAGAAGAUGCAUUGCAUCCGGUGGUAAGCUGCAAGUGCCUGUUUCUGCCAUAGAUCUAAUGUCCUGUUGUUGGGUAUGCGGUGAUGGCUGCAAUGGAGGAACUAUGGAAUUCGCAUGGGACUAUUGGAUUAAUGCAGGUAUAGUCACUGGAGGCGGAUAUAACAGUUCCUUGGGGUGCAAACCUUAUCCGUUUAAACCUUGUGACCACCAUGUUGAGGGUAAACACGUACAGUGUACAACUUUAUCGUACGACACACCCCCUUGUUCUCAAGAUUGUUAUAAUGAAUUAGACUUUAAUUCUGAACUGACCUUUGGUAAAUCUGAGACACAGGGUUUCGGGGCCGUUGAAGAUAUACAGCGAGAAAUUUCAACAAAUGGACCUGUUACGGCGUCUUUAGCAGUUUUUGAGGACUUCUUGAGUUAUAAAAGUGGUGUCUACCAUCACGUUGUUGGAGAGAAGUUAGGUUUGCACGCAGUAAGAAUCAUUGGAUGGGGUACUGAAAACAAUGUUGCUUAUUGGCUCGUUGCUAAUUCUUGGAACGAAGAUUGGGGUGAUCUCGGUCUAUUUAAAAUCAGAAGAGGUGAAAACGAAUGUGGUAUCGAAGAAGUGGUAAAUGCAGCGCAAGCAAAAGUAUAAAUAAUUAUUACGCUUUAAAUAAAAUUGUAAUGAUUUCAUUAUAUUUUUGUUUUAAUUUAAUUUAAUUUCCACUUUACUGUAGUUUUUCUAGUAAGAUUUCUAUUUUGUUUUAUUCUACUUUAAAAUUAAUUUCCAUAGUAAUAAGAUUUUUAUAUACUUAUUGUAUCAGCAAGGUUGCAUUAAAUUAUAAAAUGUCUCAUGCUAUAUAUAUUAAGAUGUAAUAAAGUAUAACAUAUACAAAUAAACUAGAAAACGAUAAAAAAAUAAACCAAGAUAAAUAAAAUUGAAUCAAUUAAUAAAUAGAAUAAAAGUGUUACCUUCAUAAAUAAAUUACAUCAAUUUCAAGAAAAUGUCCUGAUCAAUGUUAUUUAUGGUACUUAGUAAUUUCCUUUAAAUAUUAUUCUUUCACUCGUACAAUUAUUUGUACAAAUUUUAACUUUUUGAACCUAAAAUAAAUUUCAUUAAUGUGUAAAUUGAUAAGAAUGUGAAAUGACACCCUGUAUAUCAAAUUAAAACAACAUAAAACAUCAAAUAUUUAAU
Molecule: messenger RNA, 1764 nt
Organism: Psylliodes chrysocephalus
Lineage: Eukaryota; Metazoa; Arthropoda; Insecta; Coleoptera; Chrysomelidae
Source: the annotation of a GenBank genome assembly